Molecule: messenger RNA, 884 nt
Organism: Colius striatus (speckled mousebird)
Lineage: Eukaryota; Metazoa; Chordata; Aves; Coliiformes; Coliidae
Gene: PTS
Product: 6-pyruvoyltetrahydropterin synthase
Exons: 6
Coding region: 17-463 (148 amino acids)
Biological process (GO): tetrahydrobiopterin biosynthetic process
Cellular component (GO): mitochondrion
Molecular function (GO): 6-pyruvoyltetrahydropterin synthase activity
Source: RefSeq, a predicted model, not a curated record
GGCGCCGCGCCCCGCCAUGGCUCCCCGCGCUGCCCGCCUGGCGCGCCUGUCCCGCACCGUCAGCUUCAGCGCCUGCCACCGGCUGCACAGUAAAUCACUGAGUGAUGAAGAAAACCUGAAGCUGUUUGGGAAAUGCAACAAUCCAAAUGGCCAUGGGCACAACUAUAAAGUUAUAGUCACAGUUCGUGGAGAGAUCGACCCAGUGUCAGGAAUGGUUAUAAACCUGACAGACCUGAAAGAAUAUAUGCAGGAGGCCAUUAUGGAACCGCUUGACCACAAAAACCUGGAUAAGGAUGUGCCGUUCUUUGCUGAGGUUGUGAGCACCACAGAGAACGUUGCAGUCUUCAUCUGGGAAAACCUCAAGAAGCUCCUGCCCAUGGGAACUCUUUAUAAAGUGAAAGUGUAUGAAACGGACCAGAACAUUGUCAUUUAUAAAGGAGAAGAAACCAUCUCUGAGAACUGAGAUGAUGUUGAGAUCAGCUGGUCAGAAACACUGCUGCAUAAUCCCAUCAGUGGGUUAUUUCGGCCCUGCUCUCUGUGUUUCCUACACCUGGACGUUGGUUAUGUGUUACAUAAAGAUAAAUGCAGAUGUUUCAUAAGAGUUCGUGGAGCCAUCUAGUAAGUCGGGUUCUCAGAAUUUGAUUUGUCUGCUUUUUCUCAAGACAUUCCUGUUUUGCAAACCCAAACCACCAAGCUGAUGUGAAAUUUACAGUUGUGCCAUGGUAAACGAAGCAGCUUCUAGAGAGGAGACAGCCUGGCAAAAUGUAUGACCUGUCCAGUCACAAAAGGCUUAAUUAAUUGAUUAAUUGAUGAUAUUUAAUAACCUGGGCUUUAGUGUUGUUCUGCUUCUUGAUCAAACAGAUAAAGGUUCUUGAGAAUGAGAA